This is a messenger RNA of Cylas formicarius (sweet potato weevil), 1230 nucleotides long. RefSeq names its product serine/threonine-protein phosphatase Pgam5, mitochondrial-like. Gene Ontology annotation, biological process: positive regulation of mitochondrial fission. NCBI's taxonomy places the organism in Eukaryota, Metazoa, Arthropoda, Insecta, Coleoptera, Brentidae. Gene Ontology annotation, cellular component: mitochondrion. The record is from RefSeq and is a predicted model, not a curated record. The transcript has 6 exons. The coding region runs from base 147 to 989 and encodes 280 amino acids.
UUGCGUAAGGAAGAAUUUUGUUUGUCGGAAAGUUAGGUUAAGGGCAAUACUAGGUUUUACAAAGUUCCAAAUAGAUUCUUAAAUUUAUGGGCGUCUUAUUUAAAAGAAUAUAUUCGUUUUAGUCGCUACAGAACUUUUUUGAUUAGAUGACUCACUUUAGCAAAACCAAAAAGCUUCUGCUCGGUUUGGGCGCCGUAUCUGGUGUUGCCGUUCUAUACUACUGCAACGGUCAAAAUAGACGAGUCCACGCCUCGUGGACGUCGAAUUAUGUGCCUUCUCCCCACGCGAAAUGGGACGAAAAUUGGGAUCACCGAUCACCAAAAUAUAUCAGGAGCAGUCGAUCUAGAUCGUCUGAGAAAGACGAAAAUGAACUCAACGAAGAUAGAGAGAAACUCACACCAAAAGUGUGCAGGCAUCUGUUGUUGAUACGUCACGGGCAGUAUAACCUGGAUGGAAAGACAGAUGCGGAAAGGGUCUUAACUAAAUUAGGGAGAAUCCAAGCCGAUUACACUGGCAAACGGCUCCAAGAACUUAGUUUACCUUACACAAAGAUGAUUAGAUCGACCAUGGCUCGAGCUGACGAGACGGGUGCGAUCAUAUCACAGUACCUCCCAUCAAUUCCUAUAACCCAUUGCGACCUCUUGCGUGAAGGCGCACCCGUGCCUCCCGAGCCUCCGCUGGGAAGUUACAAACCUGAAGCUUAUAAGUUCUUUACUGAUGGUGCCAGAAUAGAAGCCGCUUUCCGAAAAUACUUUCACCGCGCGGACCCUGAUGAAACCAAAGACUCCUACAUCGUUAUAGUGUGUCACGCCAAUGUCAUAAGAUAUUUGGUGUGCAGGGCGUUACAGUUUCCUGCGGAAGCCUGGCUUCGUAUGUCACUGAACCAUGCGAGUAUAACAUGGAUUUCUAUUACUCCCAGCGGACGGUGCGUGUUGCGCACUUUCGGUGAUACUGGACACAUGCCUCCCGAUGUUAUAACUUCUACAUAGCGCUUAGCUGAGGGAAAAAAUAAAAUUUACAUACUUUAUACAAACUUUUGUACGUCAGGAUGAACAGUAUUACUGUACGUUUUGCCUUCGUAAAAGAAUAGGAACAAAUUUUUGAGGAAUUUUUCCUGAUGCUGGUUUAAUUGUAUUAUUUUGAUCAUUGGAAUUAUGUCUUAUGCAGAUCAGAACUUGUAAUUAUUUAUAAGAAUAUCUCUGCUAUGUUUUGGAAAUCGAAUAUACUUUU